AUGAGACCGGCUGUCUUGCUUGUGGCCCUCGCGCCGGCCGUCCUCGCCGGGCCCUCACCUCGCGCCCCAGAUAGCAAUGACCUAGCCAUCCGCUCCCACGCCCCAUCAAUACCGGAACUUGCUCCGAGAGAACAGCUUCUCUCCAUCGCAGAGCCUGACUUGAUGGUCGGCAAACUGGGUGCACGACAUGUCCUCCAAGCGCGCAGUGAAGGCUCCCUUGGCCAGACUCCAUGGAUCGGAAUGGCCAUCGGGUUGACAUGCACUGCCCUAGCAGCAGUAAUGCUGGGAUAA
This is a messenger RNA of Penicillium verhagenii, 291 nucleotides long. RefSeq lists its product as uncharacterized. NCBI's taxonomy places the organism in Eukaryota, Fungi, Ascomycota, Eurotiomycetes, Eurotiales, Aspergillaceae. The coding region runs from base 1 to 291 and encodes 96 amino acids. The record is from RefSeq and is a predicted model, not a curated record. The transcript has a single exon.